AUGGUCCUUCCGCACGGGCAGAACUCCCAAGUUGCGGACUCGCACAGUACGGGCUCAUGGCAGGAUAAUAGUAAAGCCAUCGAUUCCGAUCCCAGCGCUACUUCUAUCGACGGGAAACGCCGAGGCCAGAAUUAUUCUCCAGUCCUCGGAGAUGACUUGAUCUCAAUACCCCGCAAACAACCUCGAAAACCGCGCAACGAUGCUGCUACCGGUGCCUCCGCGGCCGGUGUUCGCGCCCUCAGCGCCCAGUUCGUCGCCUUUUACUUCCGAGCUCCGAUCAAAGCUUUCUUUCGGGCGAGGGUAGACUAUAUGGCGCUUGCCCGGGCUGUGAAUCCGCGGGUUGCGGAUGGGAAAUGGUCGAUUCAUACCACGACACCGGGGUUGUUGAUUCAUGCGGUUAAAACGUAUGGGUGGCAGUUUAUUCCUAAUCAGGUCUUGCCUCCUCUGAUGGCGAAUGCAGGUGUCGGCGCCGUCCUCUACACAUCCUACCUCCAAGUCCUAGGAUCCCUCCACGAGCCCGUCCGACAAGGCGCCAAGCGCGUCUGGCCCCCAGCCCCUCCCUCCUCGACCUUCGCCGCGGGAUUCACAGCCGGCACGAUCCAGUCAAUCGUCGCCGCCCCGCUCGACGCCCUGCAAGUCCGAAUGCAAACCAGCGACCUCCUGGAAGGCCAAUACCGAAGCAUGUGGCACUACGGCCACCACAAGCUCAAGCAAAUCGGGCUCCGGGGCAUAUUCGCCGGAUGGGGCCUCUCCUUCUUACGAGACUCAUUCGGCUACGCCGUCUUCUUCUCCACAUUUGAAUACGUCAAGUCGCAGUCCUACUACUCUUUCGUGACAUGGUACUACGGAGCCCUGCACCCGGAACACAUCGAACGUAUCCCCUUCUCCACCUCCACAUCCAGUGACCGGGGCGUCCCUGUGAUCAAACCACACUACGCGCUCGAACCAGGAUUUCUCCUCUUAGCCGGCGUGACCGCCUCGGUCGCACAGCAGGUCAUUCAGCACCCGAUCGGCGUAAUUCAGGACCUGCAUCUAGGCCGGUUGGAGUACUUGGAUCAUCAGGCUAGUCUGGACCCGUCGCGGCGGCAGAUGAUGCGGCUCUAUUACCACGCGUAUCAGGAGACGUAUAAACGGUGUGCGCGCAAGGCUGCGCGGGCGGGUGGGUGGCGGCCCUGGCUCUUCCGGGGGUUCUUUUCUACGGCGAUUCGGCAGGUUCCUAGUACCAGUGCAGGGUUGAUUAUAUUUGAAUUGGUGAGGAGAAGGUAUGCGAGUUUGGAUGAUGCGGUGCAUAUUCGGAACGAGCAAGAAUCCGCCAGUGAGAAAGGCAGCCAUCGUUCAUCAUCCGAUCUCUCCGUCUGGUCAGAUACCGGCGAUCUCGCCGAGCAAUUUGCUCACGAGGAUUCACGAUCUCAUCUCCGCAAGUCCGUGGAUCGUGAGCUUCUGCCGGGGGUCAUCGUGCUUGACGAUCAACGACAUCCCCACUCCAACUCCAACUUCAACCUCGAGAAGAUCCCCAUUCCGAAUCCCCCUCCACGACAGAUCUCCCGUAUUGAACGGGUCCUUGCCGCCAUCAUGUCUCCCCGUAACGGGCGAGCUGCCCAUAUCCAUGGCCUGGUCGGCAAGCCGUUACUUCUAUUCGGCUAUGACCAGGGUGUUAUGAGUGGAAUCAUCACGUCCGUAUUAUCCCUUCCCUACGCGCAGACCCUCUUCCAACGCGACCCUCGGGCGUAUAUCCAAAUACUAACUGUAAUGCAAUGCAGAGGAAAGCACUUCCGAGAUUACUUUGACCAGCCUUCCCCAGCCACCAUCGGCACCGCGGUCGCCAUCCUCGAGAUCGGAGCAUUUAUAUCUUCCCUGUUAGUGGGGCGCGUUGGGGAUUUGAUCGGCCGGAGGAGGACCAUCCUGUACGGCUCGAUGGUGUUCUUUGUCGGUGGUGCCAUUCAGACUGCUGCGACGGGCAUGGCCAUGAUGAUGGUGGGGAGAAUUAUCGCUGGUUUAGGCGUUGGUGCGUUGUCUACCAUCGUACCGGUCUACCAGUCCGAAAUAUCGCCCCCGCAUAAUCGUGGCCAAUUGGCCUGCAUUGAAUUCACGGGAAACAUUGCUGGAUAUGCGACUAGUGUUUGGGUGGACUACGGUUGUAGUUAUAUCGACAAUAAUUACUCAUGGCGGAUCCCACUCCUUGUUCAGUGCGUUAUGGGCGCACUGCUGGGUUUUGGAAGUCUGGUCAUUUGUGAAUCCCCGAGAUGGCUUCUAGAUUUCGAUCACGACGAGGAGGGCAUGGUAGUCAUUGCAAACCUCUACGGCGAGGGCGAUAUCCACAACGACAAAGCACGUCAAGAAUACCGAGAAAUCAAAAUGAACGUCCUCAUCCAGCGGCAAGAAGGCGAACGAUCCUACGCCGACAUGUUCCGCCGCUACUGGAAACGAGUCUUGAUCGCCAUGUCAGCACAAGCAAUGGCCCAAUUGAACGGAAUCAACGUGAUCUCAUACUACGCCCCGCUUGUGUUCGAGUCCGCCGGUUGGACCGGUCGUUCAGCAAUCCUCAUGACGGGAAUCAACGGCAUUACCUACCUCCUUUCCACUAUCCCGCCAUGGUAUCUAGUUGAUAACUGGGGUCGUCGACCUAUCCUUCUAUGCGGCGCAGUGGCAAUGGUCAUUUCGCUCUCCUGCAUCUCAUACUUCAUCUACAUCGAUAUUGAAGCCACGGCCGUACUGACGGUCAUAUUUGUCAUGAUCUACAACGCGGCCUUUGGCGCAUCCUGGGGCCCGAUUCCCUGGCUUUAUCCCCCGGAGAUUCUGCCUCUCAGCAUUCGUGCCAAGGGUGCUAGUCUAAGCACGGCCAGUAAUUGGGCGUUCAAUUGGCUUGUUGGCGAAGUCACGCCCGUUCUCCAGGGCGCUAUCAAGUGGCGGCUUUAUUUAGUUCAUGCCUUUUUCUGCGCUUGUAGUUUCGUUCUCGUGUACUUCUUAUACCCAGAAACAAGCGGCGUCCGUCUAGAAGACAUGGACGUCCUAUUCGGCGACGCAACGACUGCAAUGCCCACGCCCGCAACAGAAGGCGAGCGAGGCUCACUCCUAGCAGGCGCCGGAUCACCCGUCCCAUCCCUCGACAUUCGACGACCAUACGGCCAAUUCGGUGCCGAAAGCGCGAUUCCAGGCCUCGAUAUCGAUCCUCCGUCCUUCGAUGGUCCCAGCAAUAACAAAUCCGGUGCGCCCGGCUCUAGUCGGGGUGAAGGAUUCGGCGGCUGGAUCUCGAAAAUGGUUCGCCGGAAUCGCACGGGGAGUAGUGCUAGUCAGAGUCAGUAUAGGCAACUUGGGCAAGGGGAUGGAGAUGAGAGAUAG
This is a messenger RNA of Penicillium manginii, 3339 nucleotides long. RefSeq names its product putative MFS monosaccharide transporter. Bases 1 to 3339 code for a protein of 1112 amino acids. Gene Ontology annotation, biological process: carbohydrate transport; transmembrane transport. The transcript has 9 exons. Gene Ontology annotation, cellular component: membrane. The record is from RefSeq and is a predicted model, not a curated record. NCBI's taxonomy places the organism in Eukaryota, Fungi, Ascomycota, Eurotiomycetes, Eurotiales, Aspergillaceae. Gene Ontology annotation, molecular function: carbohydrate:proton symporter activity.